Messenger RNA from Fusarium musae, 1542 nucleotides. RefSeq lists its product as uncharacterized. The record is from RefSeq and is a predicted model, not a curated record. The transcript is spliced from 2 exons. Lineage: Eukaryota; Fungi; Ascomycota; Sordariomycetes; Hypocreales; Nectriaceae. The coding region runs from base 1 to 1542 and encodes 513 amino acids.
AUGAAGGAUUCGCUGGAUGUACUGACGGUUGGUACUGAGGUGUUACCGCCAGGAGGUACAGAUGUGGUGUUCCAGCUCGGAGAGACUCUGCUCGUUGACGCUGCUUCCUCCGAGGAUGAUGAACCUGGAAGUGAUAUCGUCGGGAACGGGACAAUGGAUCCGCUGGAGGUGCUGGAAGUCGGUAUCGAGGUAUUGCCACCUGAAGGCAGAGAAGUGGUGUUCCAACUUGGAGGCAAACUGCUCCCUGUUGUAGCCUCUGCUGAGGACGAGAGACUCGGUAAUGAUACCGUUGGAAAUGGCACAAAUGACCCACUCGAGGUGCUUAUAGUUGGUACCGAUACAUUGCCACCUGAUGGGAGGGAGGUACUAUUCCAACUUGGGCCCAGGCUGCUACCAGAAGUGAUAUCUGUUGAAGAGGGUUUCGCUGAAGUCGAAGCACUGAGUGUCGGCAACGAGUUGUUACCGCCAGGAGGAAGAGCGGUACUGUUCCAGCUCGGACCGACACUGCUCCCUGAACUUGGUCCGAAGCUACUCCCCGAGCUUCCUUGGCUUGGUAUUGACAAGGUUGGAAACGGAACGAAUGUGCCACUCGAGAUGCUGACUGUCGGUACCGAGCCAUUCCCUCUCGAUGUGGUACCAUUCCAACUUGGACCUACACUCCCACUUGAUGAACCGCCAGAGCCUGCAGAAACCGAGGCCGUUGGGAAUGGCACGAAAGUUUCGCUGAAGAUACUGACCGUAGGGACUGAGCCAUUACCCCCAGAAACGGAUGUAGUACCAUUCCACCCUGGACCGACGCUUCUACUUGGCGAAAGGCCAGAGCUCGCGGAUUCUGAAGCUGUUGGGAACGGCAUAGUGAUCGUUGGAAACGAACCAUUUCUUCCGUCAGAGGUGGUGUUCCAAUUUGGAGCCGCGCUGCCACUCGACGAACCCCCUGGGUUUGUGAGGUCUGAAGCUGUUGGGAAUGGGAUGAAACUUCCACUUGAGAGACUGACAGUUGGAAUCGAACGAUUCCCUGUAGGAGCCAAAGUCGUGUUCCAAGCUGGACCUACACUCCCACCUGUCAUCCCAGAACCAGUGGUCACAGACACUGUAGCGCCCGAAUCAGUAGGGAGAGGCCCUGUCCCAGAAAUAUUGCCGCUAGGGGCAGUAACACUCGAGCUCCACCCCGUCAAACGUGUACCACUCUGCACAGGACUCGACGUCGAGAUACCAGGAACCGACCACGGUAGCGAAUUGCUUGUAGUGCCAGAUCUUGUCACUCCAGAUGAAUGGGUCGAUGCUUGUGAUGUUACACUUUGGGUGCCAUUGCCAGACGGUGAAGUAGAUGCUUGGUCUUCGCUUGAGAAGGAUGCUGAGAAGGGACCUUGGGUAUCCCCUGGUGACUCUGUGGUGGUGUUCCAUGAAGCUGCUGAAUUUGAUCCUGUGAGGCUCUCGCUGACUGUUCCUGUAGUUGGAUUGCUACUGUUGGCGUACGAUGUCCUUGGAGUAUCUCCUGUCGUCUCUCUCACUGUCGUCUCCGCACCAGACGCUGCAGUCUGA